CUCGUACUGCGUGUUGUGUGUCGGAUAGAAAGUCAGCCUGGUUUCCAGCUGAGUGCUUGCUCUCCCACAGUGUGUGUGCGUGUGUGUGUGUUGUCAUUAUUAUCCACUCUGCUCCCAGCUCAGAAUGGCCAGAUUCACUCAGACUGAAACCAGAAGGCAGCAGCAUCCACAGCAGCAUCAGCCAGCUCACUCCAGCCUGGUUUUUGCCGGACCGGGGGCACCACCGACCCAACAACCACUCUUCCUAAUCCCACAUCAGCACCAGUACCCUCCGAUCACAUUUCCGAAACCCAUGAACGGGUCAGAAUCCAUUUCAAUUCAUCCGGAAAACGGCAACAUGAAAGACCAAGAUGCCAUUAAGCUGUUUAUCGGGCAGAUCCCGCGGAACUUGGAGGAGAAAGACCUGAAACCUCUGUUUGAACAGUUUGGGAAAAUCCACGAACUGACAGUACUGAAGGACCGCUACACCGGCAUGCACAAAGGUUGUGCGUUCCUCACCUACUGCGCCCGAGAGUCGGCCAUCAAAGCUCAGAACGCCCUCCACGAACAGAAAACACUGCCAGGGAUGACUCGCCCAAUCCAGGUGAAGCCGGCCGACAGCGAGAGCCGCGGAGGGGGGUACCUCGCACCGAGCAUGGCCUUCCCCACGCAGAUCCACCAGAUGGGGGCGCUCAACAUCAACGGCCUCCCGCCCAACUCCAUGACCCCGGUGUCGAGUGAGUUCCAUCAAACCCUGGGCCUGAGCUCCCCGCCCGCCAACAUCACCACCUCCGUGCCCAGCCUCGUCACGCCCAUGGUCAACGGCUUCACGGGCAUCCCCCACCAGCCCAACGGACACCCAGCCGUGGAGGCGGUGUACACCAACGGCCUGCCGUCCUACUCCACCCAGAGCCCCAGCGCGGCCGACACCCUGCAGCAAGCCUUCACCGGGGUGCAGCAGUACACCGCCAUCUACCCCGCCACCACCCUGACUCAGAUCGGUCAGACCAUGCCCCAGCAGCAGCAGGUCAUCCAGCAGCAGCAGCAGAGAGAAGGUGAGGGACCGGAGGGCUGUAACCUCUUCAUCUACCACCUGCCACAGGAGUUUGGAGAUAAUGAACUCAUGCAGAUGUUUUUACCCUUCGGCUCCGUUAUCUCCUCCAAGGUCUUCAUGGACCGGGCGACCAACCAGAGCAAGUGCUUCGGUUUUGUCAGCUUUGACAACCCCUCCAGUGCCCAGGCUGCCAUUCAAGCCAUGAAUGGAUUUCAGAUCGGGAUGAAGCGGUUGAAAGUGCAGCUAAAGAGACCGAAGGAUGCCAGCCGCCCUUAUUGACCCCGCAUUCCUUCAGGU
Molecule: messenger RNA, 1330 nt
Organism: Gadus morhua (Atlantic cod)
Lineage: Eukaryota; Metazoa; Chordata; Actinopteri; Gadiformes; Gadidae
Gene: celf5a
Product: cugbp, Elav-like family member 5a
Molecular function (GO): RNA binding
Source: RefSeq, a predicted model, not a curated record